GCUAGCACGCCAAGUGAGGGACCAUCUUUUCGCUACUUCCUCAAUCUGCUAUCACGGUCAUCGGCGAUUGUUUCCCCUGCCUUGCAUCGGCGAUCCUGGAUCAACAUUCAAUCCUGGUAGAAUGUUUUCUCUUUGCCAUACUUUUGGAGUAGGUACUGCCCCAACCACCUUAGCUGUACGUCAAUUCACGAAUUCUCACCGUCAUAAGCUCGUAUGUGGAAUUCCCUCUCUUCCGUUGUUCUCCAAGUGCCCACCGGUCCAAACGGUCACACACUUUAAUGCACGACUGGCAACGAAAGCCUCUUUGUCUUCUUUGUCUUUGUCCCAUGGAAAGCAAAAGCAAGCAGUGAUUGUAUUGUCAGAUAUGCGAGAUUUACUUUUCCUUGGAUAUGCACUCCAAAAUUUAGGGUAUACUAUAUUCUCUACUGGUGGAACAGCUGAUGCUUUAGAAGAAGCUGGUAUAACUGUUACUAAAGUUAAAGAGAUUUCCCAUUUCGUAGCAAUGUUAGACAGAAAUCAUCGAGGUCAUAUGGAAGCCUUGAGAAGUCAUGACGGUGGUAUAUUGGAAAUAGUGGCGGUGAACUUGGACUAUAGCGAUGAUGGAUCUCCAAACGUCGACCUUGUAGACUUCGAUGCUGAAGCCUUGUUAAAAGCUGCAGCUCUGAAUUCUAAGGAUGUCUUGGCUGUGGUUAGCCCUUGUGACUAUCCAGCGGUGAUACAAUUUUUAAAAAGACAACAAGAUGAUCAGAAGUUUCUCGAAGAGUUAGGUUCGAAGGCUAUGGAGCAUAUAUAUGAUAACAGAGCGUGGUUGCAUAUUCGAACGGGGGAAUGGUAGAAAGAAGGAAGUCUCGCUGAAUAUUGUCUAUCGAUUUCUUACCUUCUCACACGGUACAAUUGGAUUUACAAAUUGAUUUGCUUUCUGGAGUCAGAAACUCUUACACUUGUCCACUAUGGUACAAGUUGAUUUGUAAAUAGAUUUACUUUCUGAAGCCACAAACUCUUAUGCGUGUGGAGAUUCCUAAAUAGUAGU
This is a messenger RNA of Zingiber officinale, 1030 nucleotides long. RefSeq names its product bifunctional purine biosynthesis protein PurH-like. The record is from RefSeq and is a predicted model, not a curated record. Gene Ontology annotation, molecular function: phosphoribosylaminoimidazolecarboxamide formyltransferase activity; IMP cyclohydrolase activity. Lineage: Eukaryota; Viridiplantae; Streptophyta; Magnoliopsida; Zingiberales; Zingiberaceae. The coding region runs from base 122 to 835 and encodes 237 amino acids. Gene Ontology annotation, biological process: 'de novo' IMP biosynthetic process. Gene Ontology annotation, cellular component: cytosol. The transcript has 7 exons.